AUGUCUGAUAUGGAAUUGAAAUAUUGCGAUUUAAUCGACUUCUCAAAAAUGUGUGUGCCUGAAUACAACAUGCCUGAGUUUAGUGAUCGAGUUUUGGUGUUCGAUGUUAUGCGAGACGAGUGGGAAACUGCAAGUCUUGUACAAAGUUCUGCUAAUACUGCUGAGCCUGGUGUAUCACACUCUGGCGACUCAAUUGAGACCUCUGGUGACUUAAUUGAGACCUCUGGCAGCAAAAGAAGUCUGGAGAUAGCUGAUGAAGGGCCGGAACAGAAACGAAGAAAGAAAAUCGAGCCAAACAACGAAACUCGGGUUGAAUUGUUAGUGGCAGAUUCCGGAAGCGAAACAGAACCAACCUGCGAACAGAUAAAUGCUGAUUGCGAGAUUGAGAUUGGAAGCGCAAUGGAAAAUAAAAGUCACGAACCAGCCUGCGAACAAGCAGAAAAUAAGAAGCUUGACAAGCCUUCAACCUCACCACUACAUCCUUCUACAGAAGGCGUGCCUGAAAAAGCCGCAAUUCUUGAUUGUAACGGAAUACAGGAAAAUUUGAAUGAAUCACUACGACAGCACAAGAUUUAUGUGCACGGCCUAUGGCUUGCUGUUCAAAGUCCAUAUUUUCGGUCACUUUUACACUCAAGUGGCAUGAAGGAAACACAUGAUACAGAAGUUCACCUCAAAAUCCCAGAAUCAGAAGAAAAAGCGCAUCUCGUCCUCCUCGAGGCCAUGUACUGCAGCGAUGUGCUGAAUGACAAAUCAGUGGACGAACUGCUGGACGUGUUAGAGUUGGCUGACAAAUACGAUGUGAAGUUUGCUUUCAAGAAAUGCAAAUAUGUUCUUCAACAGAAUGCCACUACGUUUGAAAUCAGCAGAAAAAUAAUGCAUGUGAUAAAAGUGAAACAUAACAUGAACGAUAGUGAAGAUUUGGCAGUAACUUUACAGUUGGUUCUUGCCCAGGAGUUUAGCCCUUUAGAUGAAAACUGGCAAUCUGAGAAAUUUACCAGUCUGCCAGAACCGUCUGUGAAGUAUCUACUACGCAGUGAUGACUUGAUUGUCCAAUCAGAGAACACCGUAUUUCAUGCUUUGAUGCAUUGGAUGGAGCAAAACGAUGUUGAUCCUGCUGGUUUGGAAGAGACGAAUGAUCUGCUAGCUGCUGUACGGUUCAAGUUAGUUACAAUUGACUAUCUUUAUAAUGUUAUCAAGAACCAUCCAAUUGCCUUGAAGAUGCCAAAGUUUAGUGAGCUUUACCUCGGCGGUAUGACACAUCAUGCAAUUCCCGUAGAACAAAAAUCUUUGUUGGAAGAACCGCCUGUAUUAAGAAAGGAACACAAAGGAAAUAUUAUUCAGCACACGUUUGUUGUUAAGAAAGAGGAUUACGCCGAGACAUCGUCAGGAGGAGCAGUUGAGUUAAUUUCGGAUGAGUUUUGGGCAUGUGGUUACAAGAUGAGUGUACAUCUUUCAAUUUGUUGUUCCAGUUAUAGUUUUCAUUAUUCAGACUUGUCAAUGAGUGUUCAUAAUUUAAAUAAGGAAAGUUUGGUUCCUCUUAAAUUUGCAUUUUUGAAAAAUGGAACCACCAUGAGCCUGCAGGAAAAAACGUUUAAUCAGAAACAGUUAUCAUGCGCAGAACGUUGUCGAAAUUUAAAAUUACAAUCGUCAGAUUUUAGUAACGAUGAUACAUGCAAGUUGUGUAUUGUAGUAGAAGUUUCGUAA
Paramuricea clavata is the source of this 1704-nucleotide messenger RNA. Lineage: Eukaryota; Metazoa; Cnidaria; Anthozoa; Malacalcyonacea; Plexauridae. The record is from the annotation of a GenBank genome assembly.